CAUCAUUUGUUUGUAUGUAGUUGUUUUAAAACUGAAGAUGGCACUAAAGAGCCAUUCCAAGAAACAUUUAACCAAAUUGUUGGAGCAUCUAGAGGAGUCACAUAGUCAGCUGCAACAGCUUUUGUGUGAUUUUGUCACACAGAUUUUGACAAAUACAAAAAAUUGGAUGGCUAACCCUGAUAAUAAUAUGACCUUCAAGGAAGCUGUUGCAAAGGUAACAGCAGCCAACACCACAUUGCUUGAGUAUAUAGAGAGGAUACCUGAUGAUCCCAGAUUGAGUCCAGAGUUAAAGCUAUCAGAAAGUGAGAAUGUACCACCACCAAGCUGCCCCCAUGACUCUUGUGCCGCCGUAUCAGGCGAUAUUUUAGCUAAUGUCUUGAUGAAGUUGGAGAUGGUUGAAACAACCCUUUCCAGCCUUCGAAACACGCAGAGAAUAGAAGCAAUAGAACAAACGAUGAGCACACAACAGGAAAAUGUAUCCACUUGGCAAUGUGAUAUUGAAGAAUGGUUAAAAACCCUGUCCAAAACACAAACACAGCAUUUUCAAAUGCUUCAGACUCAGCUGAAUGAGCGAGAUAGGAACAGUAAUAAAGUAAACAAAGAUAUUGUGUCUUUAAAGGAAAAUCAAAUAAAUGUAAACAAUGAGAUAGAAAAGCUGUCAUUAAAAGUGCAGGAAAACGAAAACAAGUUUCAGAAAAUGUGUGAGGAUUUGCAAAUUCAAUCCGACAGUAAUAACAAUAUGAAACUAGAGAUCAAGAGACAUUCUGAUGUAAUAUUUAACAUGGGAAUAAAUGCAAAGGCUAAUUCACUUCUAAGGAGCAAUAUUCAGAACUUAUCCUCAAAGUACAGUAUGAUAUGCAAUAUCGUACAACAAAGGUUGAUGCCUAUUGACCAGUUGAUGCAAAUGUUGAAUCAGAUUUCCACAACAAGCAGACAGAAAUGGACAAAGGUUGAAUCUAUUGAAAAAGAUAUUGUUAAUAUGUCAAUGGAAAUAAGAAGCAUUGGUGUCUUGUCUUCAGCAUUGGGUUUCAUCGCACUUGGUUCAGAAACAGAUAAGUCAACUUCAUUGUUGCAGUUCCACGUUGUGUGGUCUAACAUUGGAAAACAUUUUAAUCCAAAAACAGGGAGAUUUACCGCUCCAUGCGAUGGUAUUUACAUAGCACAUCUCGCGGUCAGACAGGCUAGUGACAAGUCUAUCAAAAUGUUACUGGAGUGCCAACACAAACAAGGAACUGAAAACAUUGGAAAUGUAAAUGCCACACCGGAACACAAACAGGCCUCUUGUUCGCCUGUGUUUGCCAUGGAGCGUGGGGAUGUGUUGUGUUUUUUAUCUUUAGAAUCUGAAGAGUACAUUGGAGAGUGUAAAUUCUCAUGCUUUCUCCUUAAAAUUAAUUAAUUUUAAAAUUAAAUGAUUGAUAUCUUCAUAUCUUCUGCUGUCAAUUGUGUUUUUUGACGUUAUUUUGUUAUUAGGUAACCUACAAAAUAAAACGUGGCAAUAGAUUUGAAAGUUACCCUGGUUUUUUUCUUCUCAAUUUGGUGUGUAUGGACUCCUGUGAGUUAACCUAGCUCAAAUAGGUACCAAACAUAAUAAGCUGAUCUUUAUAAGCUCUUGAAUUUUUAAAUGUAAUAAAACAUGGAUUUGUAAGUUUGUAACUCAUUAACUCAUCAGCUUGUGUGAUAUAAACAAUAUUUGUAUUUACAAAACAGAUAAAUCUGUAUGUUAAUUUCAAAGUGACUUGUAU
Molecule: messenger RNA, 1742 nt
Organism: Physella acuta
Lineage: Eukaryota; Metazoa; Mollusca; Gastropoda; Physidae
Molecular function (GO): protein binding
Source: RefSeq, a predicted model, not a curated record